CAAUUAACAAAUUAAAGCAGACAUAUUACGUCAGGAAUCGCCUACCGCAGAAUAGUAUUACUACAUACUACUACUUCACCUUUAAUCAUAAGGAAUCCGAUCCAUAACCCUUAAUUUAAGCACUUCUUCCAUCCAUCGCCACACUUUGCUUCUCUUCCAUUCCUUCAAUUCUAUCUCUUGCCUUAUCAUCAUCAUCAUUCACUGCACUAAAGUGCCCUCUCUCUCUCUCUCUCUGGUACCUGAUCCAUCAAACAAACAAUCAUGGCUACCUCCUUUCCUUCAGCAGAACUCAGCAACAAGAAUAGCCAAGAGGGGAAAGUAAAAGAGACUGCAAAAGCACAUGAUGAAAAUGUUCUGCAAAAGCAUGUUGCAUUCUUUGAUAGGAACCAUGACGGAAUCAUUUACCCAUGGGAGACUUACCAAGGAUUUCGUGCAAUCGGUUGUGGGAUUUUAUUGUCUGCUUUUAGCGCUAUUUUUAUCAAUCUUGGCCUUAGUCGAAAAACUCGCUCGGGCAAGGCUCUUUCUAUUUGGCUACCAAUAGAAGUUAAAAAUAUCCAAAAAGCAAAACAUGGUAGUGACUCUGGUGUUUAUGAUUCGGAAGGAAGGUUUGUUCCUUCAAAAUUCGAAGAAAUUUUCACAAAGCAUGCUCGGAAGCACCCAAAUGCUUUAACAUCUGAUGAACUGAUGGGGAUGCUAAAGGCAAACAGAGUUCCUAAGGAUCAUAAAGGAUGGCUUGCUAGUUACACAGAAUGGAAAAUUCUGUACGUUCUUUGCAAAGAUGAAGAUGGUUUACUGCAUAAAGAAAUUGUUCGAGCUGUUUAUGAUGGGAGUUUGUUUGAAAGAAUGGAAAAGGAAUACUCAGAAAAGAAAAAGAGCGAAUAAAAUAUAUAUAGAUAGACAUAGUUGACCCUUGCUUGUUUGAUUCCUUGUGAAUUUUAAGAGUGCUUUAAUUUCGUAUGAAUUUUAUUUUAUUUCCUUUGGAUGGAUGAAAUCUGUAUUUUUUAUUCGUAGAUUCGAGUGUGAUUUUAUAUAUUACUAUCAAGCUGAUA
Molecule: messenger RNA, 1049 nt
Organism: Arachis stenosperma
Lineage: Eukaryota; Viridiplantae; Streptophyta; Magnoliopsida; Fabales; Fabaceae
Product: probable peroxygenase 4
Exons: 6
Coding region: 262-882 (206 amino acids)
Molecular function (GO): calcium ion binding; monooxygenase activity
Source: RefSeq, a predicted model, not a curated record